Messenger RNA from Mycena indigotica, 1005 nucleotides. Its product is annotated as Porphobilinogen deaminase. The record is from RefSeq and is a predicted model, not a curated record. The transcript is spliced from 2 exons. Gene Ontology annotation, molecular function: hydroxymethylbilane synthase activity. NCBI's taxonomy places the organism in Eukaryota, Fungi, Basidiomycota, Agaricomycetes, Agaricales, Mycenaceae. Gene Ontology annotation, biological process: heme biosynthetic process. Bases 1 to 1005 code for a protein of 334 amino acids. Gene Ontology annotation, cellular component: cytoplasm.
AUGUCUUCUCGGACGUUUACGCUGGCCUCCCGUGCCUCACAACUUGCCCAGGCUCAGACAAAUAUGACCCUUGCUGCUCUCGAAGCGUUACAUCCGCAUUCGUCUGAUGCUUCCCCGAAAUUCACCAAAGAAUGGCUAAGUUCUGCUGGCGAUCGAGAUCAAACCCAGGCGCUGUACACCCUCAAUAGCGCGGAAGGUAAAUCAUUCUGGACGAAGGAUCUGGAGGUAGCACUACUGGACAAGAAAGUGGACAUUCUGGUGCAUGCUUUUAAAGAUGUGCCAACCACACUUCCGGAUGGUUGUGUGAUAGCUGGAGUCCUCGAGAGAGAGGACCCCGUGGACAGCCUUAUCACUAGACCAGGAUCUGAGUGGAAAACGUUGGAAGACCUCCCAGAUGGUUCUGUGGUUGGGACAAGCAGCGUUCGAAGAAUUGCUCAGCUCAAAAGAAACUAUCCUAACUUGCAAUUUAAGGACUGCAGAGGUAACAUCGAUACGCGGCUCGCCAAACUCGAUGCACCGGAUUCCCCAUAUGCUGCUAUUAUCCUAGCUCGAGCGGGGGUAGUGCGACUUGGAUUAGGCGCCCGUCUGACAUCGGACCUUCCCCCACCAAUCCUCUUUCACGCGGUCUCCCAAGGCGCCAUUGGGUUUGAAGUCCGAGCUGACGACACCGAGGCUCUGGCACUUUGUCAGCAAAUCACACACAGGCCGACAUUCCUUCGCUGCAUGGCCGAGCGGGCAUUCCUUCAUGUGUUAGAGGGUGGCUGCAGUGUCCCUGUGGGUGUCGCUACGGCUCUUGACGAACAAGACUAUUUUGAGAUGACGGGAUGCAUCACGGCGCUUGAUGGUAGUGAGCACAUUCAGCGAACUCUCAAGGAGAAGAUUGGAACGCGGGAAGAUGCAGAGGCUAUUGGAGCGCGAUUGGCAAGGAUCUUGAUUGAGGCGGGGGCAGAAAAGAUUCUUCAGGCAGUCAAAGACGAUAGGGAAGAACGCAAUAGGUUGAAUUGA